Molecule: messenger RNA, 1815 nt
Organism: Camelina sativa (false flax)
Lineage: Eukaryota; Viridiplantae; Streptophyta; Magnoliopsida; Brassicales; Brassicaceae
Product: xanthotoxin 5-hydroxylase CYP82C4
Molecular function (GO): iron ion binding; monooxygenase activity; heme binding
Source: RefSeq, a predicted model, not a curated record
UCAAGAACACACACAUAUUUCCUUUUCAGUUUCAAAAACAUUAUGGAUACUUCACUCUUUUCUCUAUUUGUUCCCAUCAUCGUUUUCGUUUUUAUCGCUCUAUUUAAGAAAUCAAAGAAACCAAAACAUGUACUUGUAAAACCUCCUAAACCGAGCGGUGCAUGGCCCAUCAUCGGCCAUCUUCAUCUUCUCGUUGGCAAGGAACAGCUUCUAUACCGAACCUUAGGAAGAUUGGCUGACCGUUACGGUCCAACCAUGUCGCUACGACUUGGGAGCAGUGAAGCAUUUGUUGUGAGCAGUUUUGAGGUGGCUAAAGAUUGUUUCACUGUCAACGACAAAGCCUUGGCUUCGCGUCCUAUGACUGCAGCAGCAAAGCACAUGGGUUACAAUUAUGCUGUUUUCGGGUUUGCCCCUUAUAACGCAUUCUGGCGCGAGAUGCGUAAAAUCGCAACCAUCGAGCUACUUUCUAACCGGCGGCUUCAGAUGCUCAAGCACGUUUCGGUUUCUGAGAUCUCAAUGGGUGUGAAAGAUUUGUAUUCCUUGUGGGUCAAGAACGGUGGUUCAGAACCAGUAAUGGUUGAUCUAAGGCGCUGGUUAGAUAACAUGACACUGAACAUGAUAGUGCGAAUGGUGGCCGGAAAACGAUACUUUGGAGGCGUCGUCGGCUCAGAAUCCUCGGAGGAUACCGAAGAGGGAAGGCAAUGCAAAACGGCCAUCUCAAAGUUCUUUCACCUCAUCGGUAUAUUCACUGUGUCCGAUGCUUUUCCGAGUCUAAGGUGGUUUGAUUUCCAAGGACAUGAGAAGGAGAUGAAGCAAACAGGAAGCGAAUUAGAUGUGAUCCUUGAAAAAUGGAUUGAUAACCAUCGACAAGAAAGAAAAGUUUCAGGAACGGAAGAGAUUGAUUCAGACUUCAUUCACGUUAUGUUGUCACUUGCGGAACAAGGCAAACUCUCGCAUCUUCAAUAUGAUGCUAAUAUUAGCAUCAAAUCUACCUGCCUGGCACUGAUUCUAGGAGGAAGUGAGACUACAUCAUCAACUCUAACAUGGGCCAUUGCUCUUCUUCUUAACAACAAAGAAAUGUUAAAGAAAGCACAAGAUGAGAUAGACCUCCACGUUGGAAGAGACAGGAACGUCGAGGUUUCAGACAUAAAUAAUCUGGUAUAUCUUCAAGCAGUUGUCAAAGAGACAUUGAGAUUGUAUCCAGCUGGUCCACUCUUAGGCCCUCGAGAGGCGAUGGAAGAUUGCACGGUAGCCGGUUACAACGUGACUCGCGGCACAAGACUGAUAGUGAAUGUAUGGAAAAUCCAAAGAGAUCCGAAAGUUUAUAAGGAACCAAACGAGUUUAGACCAGAGAGGUUUAUUACAGGAGAAGCAAAAGAGUUUGAUGUAAGAGGACAAAACUUUGAGCUGAUGCCAUUUGGUUCGGGAAGAAGAUCAUGCCCAGGGUCUUCAUUGGCCAUGCAAGUGCUUCAUCUAGGUCUUGCUCGUUUCCUUCAUUCGUUUGAAGUGAAAACUGUCUUGGAUAUGCCUGUUGAUAUGACUGAAAGCCCUGGCUUGACCAUUCCUAAAGCCACGCCUCUUGAAGUACUGAUCAGCCCACGUCUUAACGAACAUCUCUUUGUGUGAUAUAUAUAAUGAAUUUAAUACAGCUUACUGAAGGUCCUUUUUCGAAGUUUUUUUACUUUUUUUUUUUUUUCCGAUUGAAUAAAACUUAUCUACGUUUGUUGUUUCUCUUCAUAAUAAACUAGCUACUAUCCCGCGGAAAACCGCGGGUUGAAUUUUUUUUAUGAAAAUUUAUAAUAAUUGAUUUUGUUA